Messenger RNA from Drosophila sechellia, 1916 nucleotides. RefSeq lists its product as uncharacterized. Gene Ontology annotation, molecular function: protein binding. The coding region runs from base 493 to 1617 and encodes 374 amino acids. Lineage: Eukaryota; Metazoa; Arthropoda; Insecta; Diptera; Drosophilidae. The record is from RefSeq and is a predicted model, not a curated record. The transcript is spliced from 7 exons.
UGUAGAACUUGUCCAGUGGUCGAGUCCCCAACAAGUGGGCGGCAUUGGGAUUAUGUCCUUGCGGGCACGGAGCAGUUGGCCAAUCCCCGGCAAAUGAAGUGCGGCAGCAUUUGAUUAUAUAGCGACUUCCGAACCGCUUAACUUGGCUGUGAGAGUGCGCGAGUGUUUGCAUGUCUUGAGAGCCCCGAACAGGACACACCGGACCCACCUACUGAUUACGGCUCACAAUAGUGCUCUGCGCAACUUGCUCCUGUUGCCGCUGCUAUGAAGGCAACCUCCAUCAGCAGCUGCAGCAGUGCCGCCAGCAGCUGCAACCAACCGGAGCCGCUGGCGACUGGCGUCGGAUCCAGUGGGGUCAGUGGAGCUAGUGGUGCCAGUGGCGCCAGCACCUCGACGAAGCCGCAGCGCCUGAACAAGGUCUCCUUCGCACCGCUGGACCUUCCGUUUCCUAGCGGAGCCACGUGAUACGCGAAUGCGAAUGCCAGCACCAGCAUGCCGCACCACAACAUCGUCUGCGAGUGGCUGCGCACCAUUGGACUGGCCCACUACGGCGAGAGCUUCCUGGAGAACGGUUACGAUGAGCUGGAGAUCUGCAAGCAGAUUGGCGAGAUAGAUCUGGAUGCCAUCGGCGUCGAUAAUCCCUCGCAUCGUGGCAAGCUUCUGAAGAGUGUGCGGAUGCUGCGGGAGAAGGGAGCCGCCAUUGUCUAUGUCCUGAUCAACGAUCCCAAGGCUCUGAGCAGCAGCAACGAGAUCCUGACCUCCGACUGUGAUACGCCGGUGACCAUGAAGGAGCUGGAGGCGGUUAUGAAGCGACACCUUGAGGCGGAUGGCAUACGACUCACCGCCCAUCCGUACUCCACGCCCGAGGGCAAACGAGGCUACCUGGAGGGCCUGGCCGCCCACUACAGCAAGCAGAUCAACAUGCCGUACGACGACGUGCUGGACGCCAUCGAGCAGGUGCGCCUGUCCAAGUGGAAGGAGCGCCACGUGCGCAUCUCCACGGGGCACACGCUGUCCCGCCGGAUGGCUGGGCCCAGCUGCAGUGGAACGGGCCUGGUCAGCUCCUCGGUGAUGCCUACCAGCCACAGCCAGCCGCUCUAUGUGCCCGGCAAGUACUUGCCCUCCAGUUGCCUAUCAAAUCGCGAGGAGAACGAGAUCUACAGCUAUACGCAGAAUGAUUUGGCAAAUCGCAUGGCCCGGAACGCCAUCGACUCCAAGUCGGCUCUGAAUCUGAACGGGAUGCAGCACAGUUAUCCGGGAGCACGGACCAAUUUCUUUUACGACUUUUCGGCAACAGAGGGUCGGAACAAGCACAAGCAGCGGAGAACGGUCUUCCACAGGUUUUUGCAGGGCCUCCGGCAAAGUGGAGAUGAGCUGAACGCCACGGAGGGAAUGCAGUUGAAGACCAAUGAGCGCCUGAGAAACUGCAGCACGAUGAAACGACCGGAGCCGCAUCAGGACUUUGAAAAGACCAUACAGAGACUAAAGACACAGAAGGCGGCCCAGAAAAAGCCAGCCAGUGCACCAAUGGAAAUGGCCAUACAUGACCGGAACAAGGAGGUGGCCCACACUCAUGUGAACGAGAUGCCGCUCAAUAACUAUACAAAGCAUCCCUAGGAUUCGGCCCUAAGCAGCGCUGCUGCUUAGACCGAAUAUACAGGAUAACAAAAACCACACAUCACUCACUUAUAGAAAUUGUUGAAUCAAUCAUUAUUCUCAAUCAGGUGAUACACAAUGUUAAGAAAGGCAGGGUCAUAAUCUAAAGGAUGAGGCUAAAUAGUAAAGGAAAUAGAGCAGGCCAACGAAGCAAUAUUAAUGCAUUUAUAACUAACAAAUAGGAGGACAAAUAGCUAUAGGAAUCAUAGGACUAAUUGAGGAACCCAACCUGAUCACCAUCCGCACCCACUGUAUAGUCA